Messenger RNA from Oncorhynchus tshawytscha (Chinook salmon), 1676 nucleotides. Its product is annotated as achaete-scute homolog 1a. Bases 201 to 785 code for a protein of 194 amino acids. Gene Ontology annotation, molecular function: protein dimerization activity; RNA polymerase II transcription regulatory region sequence-specific DNA binding; DNA-binding transcription factor activity, RNA polymerase II-specific. NCBI's taxonomy places the organism in Eukaryota, Metazoa, Chordata, Actinopteri, Salmoniformes, Salmonidae. Gene Ontology annotation, cellular component: RNA polymerase II transcription regulator complex. The record is from RefSeq and is a predicted model, not a curated record. The transcript has 2 exons. Gene Ontology annotation, biological process: sensory organ development; positive regulation of transcription by RNA polymerase II; regulation of neurogenesis.
UACUAGCCUUUCUCAGGACUCAGUUCAGACUGAGGAGUGUGCGAGGCAGAAGCCCACAAGACCGCCCAUUAAACACGGGUAAAGUGAGCAUUAAGCCACACGUGAACGCCACGAGCAGGACGCAACUGCUACCGAUCAAUCCAAAGAAGAACUCUGAGAUUCUCUGCAGCUCUUAUUUUUUAUUUUUCAAUUACGUGCCAAUGGACAUCACAGCAAAGAUGGAAAUAAAUGUGAGCCAGCAGCAGUUCAUGCCGCCCUCCUGCUUCUUUGCUGCCGCAGCGCAGAGUAUCCAGCUCAGCCCUACCAGCAGCCAAGGGAGCGGCAAGUCAGCAUCCAAGGUGAAGAGGCAGCGCUCAUCCUCGCCCGAACUGCUAAGAUGCAAGAGGAGGCUGAACUUUGCCGGCUUUGGGUACAGCCUGCCGCAGCAGCAGCCGCACACUGUGGCGCGGCGGAACGAGAGGGAGCGCAACAGAGUGAAACUUGUCAACAACGGCUUCGCCACUCUCCGGGAACACGUCCCCAAUGGCGCAGCCAACAAGAAGAUGAGCAAAGUGGAAACGUUACGGUCGGCGGUGGAGUACAUUCGCGCACUGCAGCAACUUUUGGAUGAGCACGACGCCGUGAGCGCAGCGUUUCAGUCCGGGGUCCUGUCGCCCAACAACUACCCCAACGAGAUGAACUCCAUGGCAGGCUCUCCAGUGUCCUCCUACUCGUCCGAUGAGGGGUCUUACGACCCUCUCAGCCCCGAGGAGCAGGAACUCCUGGACUUCACUAACUGGUUCUGAAAAACUGUAUCCUAUAAGGAAUAUGGGUCAAUUGAAUGAUGUAAGCUCUCAGCAUGGCUCGGGAGGAUUACAGAGGAGCUCGCGCCCUCUAGAACAAGACGCACUGAGCUGGCGUUCUGCUCCGGUCGUCCACGACCCAGUCCACCUAAAGGAACCGCCUUGCAACCAGAGAAACUGCGGACAUGCAGGCCAGUGUUGAGCAAAAACGCCAAAGGACUAAAUAGAAAACAGGCUCUCCAUGUCUGACAGCGUGGGAAUCCAACCUUCCAGCACAUUCGCCCACGAAAACAACAUUUCAAAAGUGAUUUUACAACAGCACACAAAACAUAAUUUAAAAUGUUGUUCUCAAACUAUGCUUAAUCCAAUCAAAGAACAUCAACCCUUCUUUGCAAACUCAUGUGACAUUUAGUUCUAAAAUGCUUCCAAUGUGCGGAUUUUAUUAUAUGAAAUUCUAUAUCAAACAUGUUUUUGCAAUAUAUCAAGAUAUUUUUGUAUGUAAAGAUAUUUUUUUAGAUGUUUUCUUUUGUAUAUAUUUAUAUUGAUAAGUUGCUCUUACCUCUUGCCUAUUUUAGACUUGUAUAAUGCUCUGCAGCUGGCUAUUCUGUGUAUGGUCAUUGAUUAAUGAGGUUUCAAGAAGGGGUUUGACACUCCGACGUUUGAAUUCAGCACCAAUGUGUCUUAUUUAAUAGGAAAUACAUGUUAUUGUACAUGGAGUUCACGAUGAUCAAAGGUUAUGCAGCUAUUGUCCAAACAGAGCACAAUGGCGAUUCAUUGUCUAUUGCUAUACUGCCAGCUCCACACUGCCUUUACUUAUAUCAUGUUGGUUGAAAAGAGAAAAGCCUAUAACCAUAUUUUCUACACUCUAGUCUCAUAAUAAAACAUGUUCUAGUA